This is a messenger RNA of Monodelphis domestica (gray short-tailed opossum), 5114 nucleotides long. RefSeq names its product DnaJ heat shock protein family (Hsp40) member C30 (gene DNAJC30). Lineage: Eukaryota; Metazoa; Chordata; Mammalia; Didelphimorphia; Didelphidae. The record is from RefSeq and is a predicted model, not a curated record.
AUGGCUGUAGUUCGGAUUUCUUCUCCGCGUGGAAGUCACGACAUCUGCCAGGCGCCGCCACUCGCGUCCAACCACCUCCUUGAUGCCUGGAUGACGUCGUCUCCUCGCGCGCCCCGGCCCCUCUCCUCCUUGCUUCCGGUCUUCCUCUUCUCCGCUAUUGGCUCUGGCGAGGGCUCGUCCGGUCCGCUGUCCCGUCUCAUUGGCCAGACCUGUGGCCCCGCCCUGCAAAAGAUGGCGGCCCCGGUCUGCCGCCGGUGGUCGCAACUACUGUGGACCACUGGGCGGAAGGAAGCCCGGACCAGCUCCGCCGGCGGCGGCGGCUCCUCGGCCGGAAAGAACAAGUCAAGCGACGGCUCAUCCCGGGACUCACGCACGGCGCUGUACGACUUGCUGGACGUCCCGGUCACGGCCACGCAGGCGCAAAUCAAGGCGGCCUACUACCGGCAAAGUUUCCUCUAUCACCCGGACCGCAACGCAGGUAGCCCGGCGGCAGCAGAGCGUUUCACGCGCAUCGGCCAGGCCUACAUGGUUCUGAGUAGCGCCCCGCUGCGCCGCCAGUACGACCGCGGCCUGCUGGGCGCCGAGCACGUGCACGCCGUUGCGCGCGCGCCCACGCGACCUCCCAGGCCCGCGUCCCCACGUGCCGCCUCUGCCACUGGCUCCCAGCGCGCGCGCCCAAUGCCUGGGGGCCAGCACAUGUUCGACUUCGACGCCUUCUACCGCGCUCACUAUGGGGAGCAGCUAGAGCGGGAGCAGCGCCAGCGGGCCCGUCGUGAAGCCAUGCGCAAAAAACAGGAGGAACAGGCCAGCUCAGGCCCACCCUGGGACGAAAACAUACUGGUGGGCCUGCUGUUGGUGGUGGGCUUACUAGCCUUUGUGCACUUUAAGUAGCCGAGAGCCUGGCCCAGGCCCUGACCUUGACCUUGAUCCCCCUUGGGAGGGAGGGGAAGGAGGGGGAUGGCAGGGACAGACCGAGAAGCCCUCCAGGUGCGGGGCAGCCUGCCUGUGGGCACUUUGGAGCCCUGCCUUCCCUCCAUGUGCCUGCCUCCCUCUUGUCCCCAGUCGUCAUCUCUGCACAGUGUCACCCAAGGGAAAAGCCAAAUGAACCACAUCUGAUAAAUCCAAGGGCCUUUGUCAUUGUUAUCCGUCUGGAGAACCCUGGGGAAGCAGGGAAGGGUCAGAUGUUCUGAGAAGAUGGUAAAAUGGGUCAGGUGGGACUUGUGGGGAGGUCAAACCUUACCUCUAAAAUCUGGCUCCUUGGAGACCCUGAGCCGCUCACCUGUACCUUUCCCUCCCCUGGAAAAUGGGGCAGAUGAACUCAGUGACCUCUAAAGCCCCUGUGAAAUAUACUGGCUUCCUCACUGGUAUCUCCCCUGCCUCCCGUCCCGGUUUUCUGGGUGGCCCAGUGGCUUGGCACAAAGGACUUAAACACGUCUCCUCUGAACAGUGCCUCAAUGAAAGCAGAUUGCCAAACUAGAUGACCUCUUAAAGUUCUGUUUCAGAGAUCUGUGGGAUUCAAAGCAGGGCUUUUAUUGAAGUGGAUGGUGCCAAUGGAAUCAACUUUGCCUUUUCUCCACACCAGUUUAACAUAAUAAAAAAGUAUUCCUGAGUACAGACUAUAUUACUCACCAGUUGACUAUACAUAUAGUUAAUGCUGUGCAGUCUGUCCUCGAUGCUGGAGAAAUGAUGCAAAACUCAGGUCCCAUGAGAAGGCGGAGGCGUUGUGGGAGAAAGGCCUUUUGGAACAGGGAAAGGAUAUACUGUAUACCACUCCCCCCAUAAAUACCUCCAUGAGAAGUGGCUGCCAAAAUUUAACAAGUCCGUCAAAUGGUGCCUCUAUCCUUGUAAGAUUUUAUGUUGGGGGAAAUGGUGGAGCUAGGUAGCUCAGUGGCUUGAGAGACAGGAGGUUCUGGAUUCAAAUUUAGCCUGGGGCAGCUGGGUCACUAGUGGAUUGAGAACUGGGCCCAGAAAUGGGAGGGCCUGGUUUCAAAUCUGGCCUCAGACACUUCCUAGCUGCAUGACCCUGGGCAAGUCACUUGACCCCCAUUGCUUAGUUUUACUUCUCUUCUGCCUUGGAAUCAAUACAGUGGAAGAUAAGAGUUUUAAAAAAAAAUCUGGCCUCAGACACUUGCUAACACUGUGGCCUCGGCAAGUCACUUGAUCCCCACUGUCUACCACUCAUAUGCCUUGGAAACAAUACAUAGUACUAAUAAUAAGAUGGAAGGUACGGGUUUAUUUUUUUUUUAAUCUGAUGUUUGGGUUUUACCAGAACACAGAAUUCCCACCUUAGAUGUAGCAAAGUUACUGAAUUGGUCAAAGCAGGUGGUAAUGCGGUUCUGUUUAGUAGUAGUAUUUGGUCAUUCACUGGAUAUAAGAGAAGGAGAAGGAAGUCAAAGACACACCAAGGUUUUGGAUGUGGCCAACUGUGAAUGAUGAAUUGUAGAGUAACAAGAAGGAGCAGGUUCAAGGAGAAAGAUGAAACAAGCAGCUCAGGUUGGGAUGUAACAGUUCAGGAUACAAGAAGGCAUUCUGGUGCAGAUGCAGAUGGCCGGGCUGGUGGUUUGGAACUUGGCAAAGGGGAGAGAAAACUUUGGGAGUCAUCUGUUUACAAGUGACGGUUGAACCCAUCCCCAUUACUGAAUAAGAUCACCAAGAGGCAGCCCAGAACAAACCAUUCUUUGGUAGAUCUUGGAAGAGGUGUCAGGAGCCGAGGGAGCUGCUGUUCAAGAUCUCAGAAGCCUAGAGAGGAAAGAGCAUUUGGAAGGAAGUUAUUUGUCCCCUGAUAGAAGCAACUGAGGAAAGCUUUUGCUGGUUUUGCUUAAGCCAACCCAUUCUAGACCUGGUUUGAAGUGUUUAAACACAGCUGAAUUGAAUGGGCUUUGAGGGCUUGGCAGUGUAUGAAGAGAUGUAGUCAGUGCAGAAAAAGCAGGGCUUGUCUGACAAAAACUGGGCCAGGAGAUUAACACUGCCCGUGGCUAAGAAGUUGUCUUUUCCUUUUGUAUCUGGCCAGAGCUUCCAUUUAAAUUCCCCAAACAAGCUUCCUUAGUUUGUCUCAGAGGUGAUCUGGCCCUUUAAAUGUCCCAGUCAGCUCCAAAGGAUGCCUUAUUGAGCUUCUGGCAUCGGCUUUUCUGGGUGACUUUGGAUAAGUCCUUCCUGUGCCAAGUGCCUGUCCCCAGCUGAGGACCAGGCUGUAAACACUGUACAUUUCAGACCUGUGGACUUGAAAAUAAGGCUUAUCUUUUUUUUUUUAACCUUUAUCAUCUGUCUUAAAAUUGAUACUGAAUAUUUGUUCCAUAGUAGAAGAGGGCUAGGCAAUUGGGAUUAAGUGACUUGCCCAAGGUCUCACAGCUAGGAAGAGUCAGAUUUGAACCCAGAGCCUACUGCCUCCAGACCUGGGCUUUCUCUCCUUUGUGUGUUUGUGCUGUGGCAAUAGGAAUGAAAUUCUACCCUGCAGGAACAAGAGCCUAGAGCUUACAGAGAGGAACUACCUGCUCCUUCAACCCUGCUGCCCCACCCUCCCCAGACACCUUGGCUCUCACUCCAGCUGGAUUCUCACCCUGCUGCAGUCUGUAGUAGAGGGCUUCAUAGGGAACUGCACCAAGGGCCCCUCCUGUCAUGUUCACCAUCAGCUGUAACAGCAGUCACUCCUGUUCCUAGGCCAGCUUAAGGUUUAGAAAGCACUUUCCUCACAAGGAUCCCUGGAGUUAGCACAAGGACCAAUUUCCCAGUUUUACGGCUGAAGAAACUCAUUCCAAAGCAGGGAAAAGUUGCCCAAGGAAGUGACAAAUGUCAGAGUCAGAGCUUGAAGACCCAAAGAUUUUCCAGUGCGCUUUCCCACACGUGUUGGGUUUGCUAGAGAAGUCCUAGAACCCAAGUAGGCCCACAGUGCUUCCAGGGCCCAAGGACCCUGUGCUCUCUCUCCAUGCCUUUUCUCUUCUCUUCCUGUGGAUCUAAAAGGCCUUUGCUAAGGCAAGCCAGCCAGGGAUCACCUCAGCUCCUCAAGUGAGGUUCCCUGACGCCUUCCUGUUCCCAUGGAUCCUCUCAGCAGCCUGGAGAAGUCUCCUAAGAAAUUGAGACAGGUGCCUCUUUGUCCCUUUAGCCGCUAAGCAACAAGUAGCUUAGGAAGAAGAACAUAAAACUGGAUCCCCCUAAGAGUGUCCUGAGAUAUAGACUGAUCCCUAGGUUUACUAUCCCACCUCACCCCUUGAAGGGUUUUCUUGGGGGCCAGAUAGAGAGCCAGACCUGCAGUUAGGAGGACCUGGGUUCAAAUUUAGCCUCAGACACUUGUUGGGUGAUCCUGGGCCACUCUUGCCCUUGUCUCUUCUUUUUUUAAAAUUUGAUACAAAAAUAUGGCUUUUUUUAAUAGAUUUGGGGAAAGUAGCAGAGGAGAUAAAGGCUAAGAGAACCAACUCUGACCCUAAGGAGUGACUUUGUGUUGUUACCGUCUUAGUUGAGAUUGCAUUCAAGCCAUCCAAUGAUCCAUAAGCAUUCGCCGAGCGAGCACGUCACUGUAUCCCAGGCAUUGGGGCUACAAAGCCAAAACUUGUACAUACUCUGACCGAGAACUUAUAUUCUCCAGCGUAUAAUACGUAAAGAGUCCAGUAAAUAUGGAGGCAGCUUGGAGAACUGGAAAAGACCUGACGAUGUUUGACCAGAUCAGUGAAGGGAAUGGGGGGUUCUGAGAGGUAGAGGUGGGGCUCAGGAGAGCACACUAGUUAUGGGGCUUAGCCUGGGCAAAAGUACAGAGGUGGGAGGUGUUACGUUUUGGGACCAGCAAGUGGAUUAAUGUGACUGGAGGGUAGAGUGGGUGAGAGAGGAGGACUAGGUGAUGAGCCUGGAAAAGAUCUGCCCAAGCCAGACUAUAAAGGACUUUCAAUAUCAAACAGAGGGGGUGCGUUUUGUGCCACAAGUAGCCAGGUGGUUCAAUGGACUAAGAUCCAGGCCUAGAGAUGGGAGGUCCUGGGUUCAAAUGGAGCCUCAGACACUUCCUAACUAGGUGACCCUGGGCAAGUCACUUGACCCCCACUGCCUAGCCCAGACCGUUCUUUUGCCUUCCAAGUCAGGUUAGGGUUGUUUUGUUUUGUUUUUUAAAUAAAGAUUUUUUAAAAAUAAAA